AUGCAAUUCGAUUCGUUCGUGAGUGCUGGGAAGGGUGCGCGCGCCGCCGACCACUCAGCAACUGAGUACCGCUGGAGAUUUCCAGCGGCGCGCCUGCGCCCCCGCAGGAACAUACAUAGUGUAAGGAAAAAGCGCGCAGGAGCGGGAGGGGCGGGGUAUCCAGAAAUGGCUGCGCAGGUGCUGCGGUGUCACGUAACGAAACACACUUACCGCGAUCUCAUCCUCGAUACGGGUGACGUUGAGGAGAGGCUUGACCUUCUGCCACAACUUCCACCAGGGCCAGGUGCGGAGCUGCAGCUUCUUGUAUUCCUUGCGGGACAGGUAACCACGGAUGUAAGCUUGGAGCCAAGACACGAUCUUGGACAGCCUGUCAUCACGCAACUCCUCCAUCUGACCCAGGACACCAGCGCGGAAGAAGACCUGCUCGCCCAAGUAAUGUGUUCGGGCACAGAAUUUUGUAUCUGCGUUGAGGAGUAUACAAAAAAUGAUAACAUAGUGUAUAAUGUGUGUGUUGGAAAAGUAAAGGGUAAAGGUAAAGGGAACACAAACAGGAGCCUGCGUAUCAAGACUCUAAGGGUUAGCAGCUUAAGGGUUCCUAUUGUCAAAUCAAAUCACCAGUCUUAUAUGGUGCUGUAG
Molecule: messenger RNA, 636 nt
Organism: Diatraea saccharalis (sugarcane borer)
Lineage: Eukaryota; Metazoa; Arthropoda; Insecta; Lepidoptera; Crambidae
Source: the annotation of a GenBank genome assembly